GUAGCAGCCCAAACCGAAACUCAACUCUGAACAGAGCUUGGUCCUGGUUAAGCCCUAAUCCAAUCCCACAAAGCGGGAAAAACUCACUCAAAAUGAAGUACACGAGCAGGUUCGGGAGAGACCUUAAUCCAACCCCCCAAAUCGAAACAUGAUGAGAGGUACAGGCGGUCGCCGGCGGCGGCCGAAGGAGUCCUUUAAACCAAUGCCGACGCCGACCCAAUCGGAGCACCUACGUCAAUUCGGACGAGACUCCGAUGCCAGCUUCGCCAGCAACCGGCCCUCUUCCUCCGUCGGAAUCGGUCGGGCCGCCUCUUCUAAUACCUUCGAGCUCUACAAGGAUCGCUCAAUUCAACAAUCUGCCUUCUCCACCAUCAACUCCUAUCUCUCCUCCCAAUCCUUCGCUCCCCUCAAAACCCCCUUGCCGUCCGCCAAAGAAAUCACCACCACCCUCCAUUUCCUCCUCGCUCGUCUCGACUUCCCUUUCUCCAAACUCGAUGAAGACCUACCCUUUUUGCUCAAGUCCCUGAAUUACCCGUUCAAAUUCAACAAGUCUAUCCUCAAAUCUCCCGGUACUCCACACCAGUGGCCCGCUUUUCUCGCCUUGAUCCACUGGCUCGUCCAGAUUGCUCUCUUCAACGAUUAUCUCUCUUCGUCGUCGCCUUCGACGACCGACAACGACAAUGAUGAGAUGAAGGCGUACGUCUUGGAGAGUUACUUGCAUUACAUACGCGGCGAUGACGACGCGGUGGACUCGUUGGACGGUGUUUUUGUGGAGAAACUGGAGCGGAAGAAGGAGGAUUUGAGGGAAAAUGUUGGGGUUUUGGGCGUCAAUGUGGCGGAGCUGGAGGCGAAGGCUGAGGCGUUGAGGUCGGGCCCUUCUCAGAAGGAGGUGCUUGAGAAGGAUAAAGGACUGUUGGAGGAGGAUGUGAACAAGUUCCACACCAUUAUUUCUGAGUUCUCCGACAGGAUAGCGGCGACGGAGAAGGUGUUGGAGGAGAAAGAGAGGGAAUUGGAGGCCAAGGUGGAGGAGAGGAAGAGGAUUUGCGAAGAAAAUGAGGAGUUGAAGAGGAGGGCGGAGACGCAGACAAUGAGUUCAAGGGACGUAGAGAGGAUGAGGAGAGAGUUGCAGGCCAUGGAGAGGGAUAUUGGGGAGGCAGAGUUGGCCAGGAACACGUGGGACGAGAAGUCCUGGGAUCUUGACGCCACGCUUGGCCACAAGUUUAAGGAGCUAGAGGCGCUCGCCAUGGAAUGCAACCAGGCUAUGAGAAGGUUAAAGAUUGGUGACCAUUUUCAGUAUGCAUUGAAUGCCAAAGGGUCUACACCUGCUGAAAUAAUGGGUAUUGAUUACAAAUCAAAACUUAAGCCUGCACUUGAUUCCUAUGCUGUUGACAUACAGAAGAGUUCCAUGGAAAAAUUAGAAGACUUGAUUUCACUUCAGCAACUGUCAAAGGAAAAUGCUGCCAAGAUUGAGGAGAAAAAAAAUCACAUAGUGGCACUCCAAUCCCACAUUGAUGCAUUGGAAGCUCAACUGAACUUGCUGCAGAAGGAAAUACAGGACUACACAUACCGAUGUGCAGCAGAAGCGAAGACGAUGAUAGAGGAAGUUCAAAGGGAGGCCCAUGACUUAGAUGCUGUGGAAAGAGAAGCAGCGGAGGUUCUGAAGACGUCCAAGUUGAGGUUGCGGGAAGCAAUCAAUCAAAGUGAAGAAGAAAUUCAGAUCCGUGCCUAUGACCUCUUUACAUUGGUUGACUCAGUCUCAAGAUACAAAGAACAUGUGGAGUCAAAUAUAUCAGAAAUGAAGACCAAUCUUGCAGAAGCUGCUGUCGCUGUAUCAGAUGCUUACAAGGGUUCCUUGCCUGCACGAUUUGCUACUGUUUUGAACACAAAUCUCUAACUUAAGAAAAACAAUAAGUUUGUAACAAGUUCGACCUUUUUCUCAUUCUCAUACCACUUUUUUGCUCCCUAGUGUCGUAAUUAUUGGACGGGUACAUCAGAUUUCAGCAGUCUAGAAGAUGAUUUCAAUGUGUAUCAUGUGGUGUCUAUGACAAGAACGUAAUGCGCGGAAGUUUGAGAACAAGGAGAGAUUGUUAGAGGAACUAUUUUAUUGCAAGUAAUGUACUUGAUCCAAUGCUGUUGAUUUAAAUGGCAAGGCCUUUCAUGAUUUCCUUGUCUCUCUUGCACCCUCCUAGUCAGAUUUGUCUCUUGUAUAUACUGGGCUAGGCCUAUUUUUGGAGUAAUAUAAUUUGUUUACUUAUA
Messenger RNA from Juglans regia (Persian walnut), 2256 nucleotides. Its product is annotated as kinetochore protein NDC80 homolog. The transcript is spliced from 4 exons. NCBI's taxonomy places the organism in Eukaryota, Viridiplantae, Streptophyta, Magnoliopsida, Fagales, Juglandaceae. Gene Ontology annotation, biological process: attachment of mitotic spindle microtubules to kinetochore. Bases 149 to 1894 code for a protein of 581 amino acids. Gene Ontology annotation, cellular component: Ndc80 complex. The record is from RefSeq and is a predicted model, not a curated record.